This is a messenger RNA of Saimiri boliviensis boliviensis (Bolivian squirrel monkey), 1398 nucleotides long. Its product is annotated as biotin--protein ligase-like. The record is from RefSeq and is a predicted model, not a curated record. Gene Ontology annotation, cellular component: cytoplasm. Gene Ontology annotation, molecular function: biotin--[biotin carboxyl-carrier protein] ligase activity. Lineage: Eukaryota; Metazoa; Chordata; Mammalia; Primates; Cebidae.
AUGCUUAUCACGCUGUGCUGCCUGUACCUGUGGGUGCGCGGGGGUCCCCCAGCUGCGCACGUGCAGGAUACAGUGUGGCAGCUGCGUGCCUCGUGCUACUCCCUCACCUUCUGCGUCAGCGACAGCCAGUUCAUUGAAGACUUGAGCAAGUGGGCCCUAUGUCUUGUGUCUCCUUUUAUACUUGAAGCAGAACACAUAGCAUUUGUGACAGAGAGCAUUUGGGUACAAAGUGAGACUUUGCAGAGAUCAUCCUCCUCUUCAGAAACAAUUGUCAAGUGGUCCGACUGUUGUUUGCCAUUAGCUUGCAGACCUGGGGAUCCUUAUCGGUUAAUUGCGGAAGCAAGUGUGGACAGCUUCAGCAGGCUGGGCGUGGCGUUCAUGGAAGAUAGACUCCACAUGGAUAAUGGUCUGGUACCCCAAAAGAUUGUGUCGGUGCACUUGCAGGACUCCACCCUGAAGGAAGUGAAGGAUCAGGCCUCACACAAGCAAGCCCAGAUCCUAAAACCGAAGCCUGAAUCUUCUUUUGAGAUUCAGCCUGAGCAGGACGGUAUGGAGCAUGUUGGCAGAGAUGACCCGAAGGCUCUUGGUGAAGAGCUCAAACAGGGGAGAGGCAGUACCGGGAGUGAGCCUGCUGGAGACAGUGACAGGGGAGGGGGCCCCAUUGAGCAUUAUCACCUCCACCUGUCCAGUUGCCACGAGUGUCUGGAACUUGUGAACAGCACCAUUGAGUCAGUCAAGUUUGCAUUAGCAGAGAACAUUCCAGACCUUCCCUAUGAUUAUAGCAGCAGUUUGGAGACUGUUGCUGAUGAGACUGGCCCUGAAAGAGAGGCGGGGAGAGUCAACCUCACUGGAAAGGCACCGAACAUCCUCCUCUAUGUGGGCUCCAACUCCCAGGAAGCCCUCGGCCGCUUCCAGGAGGUCCUGUCCGUGCUGGCCGACUGUGUGGACAUUGACAGUUACAUUCUCUACCACCUGCUGGAGGAAAGUGCCCUCAAAGACCCGUGGACGGACAACUGUCUGCUAUUGGUCAUUGCUACCAGGGAGUCCAUCCCCAAAGUCCUAUACCAGAAGGUCAUGGCCUAUCUGUCUCAGGGAGGGAAGGUGCUGGGCCUGUCUUCAUCCUUCACCUUUGGUGGCUUUCAGGUGACAAGCAAGGGUGUGCUGCGGAAGACGGUUCAGAACUUGGUUUUCUCCAAGGCUGACCAGAGCGAGGUGAAGCUCAGCGUGAGCAGUGGCUGCAGGUACCAGGAAGGCCCCGGAGAGCGGCUCAGCCCCGGCGGGCUCCAGGGCCACCUGGAGAAUGAGGACAAGGACAGGAUGAUUGUGCGUGUGCCUUUUGGAACUCAUGGGGGAGAAGCUGUUCUUUGCCAGGUACUCAGGGCAGCGUGGAUUUGGUGA